Molecule: messenger RNA, 2583 nt
Organism: Biomphalaria glabrata
Lineage: Eukaryota; Metazoa; Mollusca; Gastropoda; Planorbidae
Exons: 3
Coding region: 1-2583 (860 amino acids)
Biological process (GO): DNA integration
Molecular function (GO): nucleic acid binding; zinc ion binding
Source: RefSeq, a predicted model, not a curated record
AUGGCCAAACACCUACUAGCAAAUUUGUCAGGAGAACCCCUCAACAUCAUUUCCACUCUAACUGUAGACCAAAAGAAAGACUAUGCAGCAGUAAAGACUAGAUUAUUAGAACACUUUGGAAAAAAUUCAGAUUUCUAUCGUAAGCUGUUCAGGGACACUAAAUUGAAAAAAGAUGGGGACUUCAACAGGAUAAUAUUCGACAUGAGGACUAACAUGACAAAAUGGUUAGAGCUAGCAAAAUGUGACAUCAAAGACCCGACACAAAUCCUAGACAUGCUACUUAUUGACAAUGUCCUCAACAACGUGACAGACUUAGUAUUUACUUUCCUUAAGGAAAAGAAGAUCAAGACAGAGACUGAACUGAUAACGAAUCUAAAUCUAUUUAAAGACAGUCACCCUGGACACACGAUUGACAAAAGAGACCUACACCAACUAGUAGCUACAGCAACAACAUUCAACAACAACAACAAUGACAAAUUCAAAUGGUCCAACACCAAGACUUGUUUCAAUUGUGGGAGAAAAGGUCAUGUAAAAAACCAAUGCAAAGCUCCUAUAAACUACAAUAACAAUUACAGAUACAGAAGCUACACUAGUUUCUACAACCCAAACAGCUACAAACAAAACAACAAUAACUACAAUAAUAGACCACAUAGACUACACCAGAGUGCAAGUCCCAAUGAAAGAGGAAGUUUUGCAAACAGUUACCAACACAAUAGCUAUAACAGAAACAGGCAAUCUAAAAGGGACCAAUAUAACUACCACACAAGCAACCACCCAAACAACUACAAUAGAGGAAACAAUAGAAACAACAGUGGCAAUAACACCAACAACCAUAGAGAGGAAAAUGUAGCCUACAUGCAAGCAAAUAAGUCCAAAAUAAAAGUCUUUCCAUCCUAUGUUAAUUCUAAAGAAGUAGGAUCAAUUCGCGACAGUGGAGCCACGGCAAUAAUAGUUAAAGCCUCUUUAGUCGAACCAGGACAGUAUCUAGAAGAUACAGUAAAAGUGACCUAUGCAAAUAUACAAAAAUUCGAUAUUUGCAAGACCGCUAAAGUCCUAAUAGAAUCACCCUGGAUUACAGGAGAACUAGAAGCCAUAGUCAUGGACACCCCAGCACAAGAUCUAAUAAUAGGCAAUGUAGAUGGUGUAAAAGAUCCAACACUAGAAGAAGUUAUGCAAUGGGCGGAAGAUAGACAAAAAUAUUCCCUAUUUAAACAUGAGGCACUAUUAGCUCAAACCAGAUCACAUAAAAAAAUAACACCAGAAAUAGAAUGCCCCACUGUAUUACUCAAUGAAAUAGGUAUAACUAGGGAGGAACUAAUAGAUAUGCAGAAAAAUGACACCACAAUACAAGACCUCUUAAGCAAAGAUUAUAACAAGAUAAAUUUAAAUAACCACCAUAUAGAAAUAAACAACUUAGCCAUUAGAUAUAACAGGAAAGAAAACUGUACUAGACUUCAAAUCCUGAUCCCUAAAACUUUAAGAGCUAAAAUAUUAAAUAUGGCACAUGAUGACCCCACAGCAGGACACUUAGGAAAAAAGAAAGUAUAUGCUAAGAUAGCCAACAAAUUCUUCUGGCCAAAGAUGGGAAAGGACAUUAAGAACUAUGUAAACAGUUGCACAGAAUGUGCCAAACAAAAAACAGUAACUAGAGCCCCAUUAGAGAAAUCAGAUAAAUCUCACUAUUUUUGGGACAAAAUUGCCAUGGACAUAAUGGGACCCCUAACAACCAGCAGUAAAGGGAAUAAAUAUAUUCUGGGUAUCAUUGACAUGUCCACUAGAUGGGCAGAGGCAUUUCCUCUAAAAGAUAUAAAGGCUAUUGACAUAUGUAAUUGCUUAAAAACACUUUUUCUAAAAUUUGGAUUCCCUAAUAAGUUACUGUCAGACAAUGCAUCAAAUUUUAAGUCCCACCUUAACCAAGCAUUUGCAGAAAUGACUAACAUCCGCCUAGUCCAUAGCACUAUCUACUCACCACAGGGAAAUGGAGUCAUAGAAAAAUGGAACAGAACUGUAAAACAGAUGAUAUAUAAGCUAGAAAGAGACUCAAUGAGUACCUGGGACCAGACUCUUAGCUAUGCUAUAUUUGCCUACAACACUAGCAUCCAUGAAACCACCAAAUUCAGCCCCUAUGAGCUUGUAUUUAACAGAAAACCUAAAGGACCGUUAGAAUUAUGGGCUGACAACAUGUUAGACUUAGAAAACAUAGAACAGUACCAUCCUUGGAUAAUUCAGACCAAACAACAGCUUAGACAAGGAAUAAAACUAGCAGAGAUAAACAUGGACAAAAAUCUAGAAAGAGGCUUCUGGCAGAUUAAAAUGGACCCUGACUCUAAGGAAUAUACAGCAUUCAAAUGCACUAUGCCAGGCCUAGAAGGUAUCUAUGUCUGGAAUGUCAUGCCAUUCGGCUUAAUAAAUAGUACAGCCACAUUUCAGAAAUGCAUGUCAAAAUUAUUAGAAGGCAUAAAUAAGGUGCGUCCGUUUGCUGGUUGUGACGACUGGUACGAAAAGACCAAAGAUCUCGAGGCUCCGACUAAUGAACAGGUUCUGGUUGAAGUAAUCAGAUCAAAUAGUAGCAGGAUUGCUUAA